Molecule: messenger RNA, 2450 nt
Organism: Danio aesculapii
Lineage: Eukaryota; Metazoa; Chordata; Actinopteri; Cypriniformes; Danionidae
Product: polymeric immunoglobulin receptor-like
Exons: 10
Coding region: 110-2293 (727 amino acids)
Source: RefSeq, a predicted model, not a curated record
GAGACAAACCUGAAGAAAGAGGAAGUGACUAAAGCAGACUGAUGUGGAGACAGAGAGAUCCACACACACACAUCAUUCAGCAUCAACAACACACUCAACUCAAGUCACAAUGAAGAUCCUCCUCAUCAACUUCUUGACUUUACAGCUGAUCUCAGGUCAGAGCUUUUCUCUUUCAGUCACUGGAUACUCUGGAGGAAGCCUGAUGUUGGAUUCUGGGAAACUCUGGUUCAGUGACUCUAAUAAAUAUCUGGCUAAAUUACCAGACUGGAGGACAAUAAUAAAGGAUAGGAAACAUGAGAGAUGGAUUAAUGAAGGACGAUUCACUCUGUUUCUAAACAAUAAUGGAAACCUCAUGAUCUUCAUCAGAGAUCUGAACACAGAUGAUGCUGGACAAUACUGGAUCGGUGCUCUUUAUAACUGGGGUGCAGAUUUGACGUUACAUGUGGAAGAAGACUCCUGUUGUGCGUCAAAAAGAGUGAUCAUGACUGUUGGAGAAACUGGCAGCUUCAGCUGUGAAUAUUCUCAUAAUCAUAUUAAUGAUCCCAAGAUCAUAUUCAAAGAGGAAAGAGACUCCAUUGAGAUGAUUUACAGCACACUGAAUAAGAAAGAAAGAUUCAAUAUAUCUGAUGACAGACAGAGAAACUCAUUCAGUGUGAGCAUUACUGCAGUGACAGCAGAUGAUGGAGGAGUUUAUUUAUUGUCUCCAGUAGUGAGACGUGAAGGAGAAUCUGCUCAGAUCUUCUGCCCUUAUGAUUCAAUCUAUCAAUCAAAGUCAAAGUCUCUCUGUAAGGGGAAGUGCUCCACUAGAGACACACAUCCUCUGGAUGAGACUGUGAGAGAAGAGAAAGAGAGACUGACUCUGCAUGAAGACGUCACAGCAAGUGUCUUCACUGGGACCAUCACUGGACUGACAGCAGAGGAUGCUGGGAAAUACUGGUGCGCAGUGACAUUAGACAGAGAGCUGAAUUAUCUUUACACUCAUCUGAUGGUCAUCAUCAAUCAGGAGCUGAGCUUGACUAAGUAUGAAGGAGACGACGUGUCCAUCCAGUGCAGACAUCAUGAUGGAGAUCAGAAAAGCUUCUGCAAAGCACACAAAGCCUCCACGUGUGUGAAGGAUGGAGAUUCAUUGGAGACCAUCAGAGAUGCUCGAUUCUCUAUCAGUGAUGAAGCGUCUGCUGGAGUCUUUACUGUCAACAUCACUGAUCUGAGAGCAGACGACUCUGGAGUUUACUGGUGUGGAGCUCAUGCUGUCACUAAAGUCAACCUGAGGGUUAAAACAGAUUUCACCUUCAUCAACCUCAUUUGUAUGUGUUCGGCGAUACUUCUGAUUGGUGGAUUCACUUUGGUUAACUCUAAAGUGGGCGUGUCUACAGUGAUUGGGUCCUCAGGAGCUGCUCUGAUGAUCAAGUGUGAACAUCCUCAACACAAAACCAAGACAAAAUACAUCUGUAAAGAAUCAUCAGCUGGAUGUUCAGGAGAUCAGGAGGAAUGGAUGAAGAAUGGAGAUGUUUCUGUAGAUGACGACACCAGAGCAGGAGUCUUGAUGGUGUUUUUUAGAGAGCUGAAAGCUGCAGAUGCAGGAACAUACAGGUGUGGAGUGAAGGACUCUGAAUAUACUGAGAGAUUCACUCAACUUCAGCUCAACAUCACACACGAUGGAAAAUAUCCAAAAGUCAUGACUGAAUCUGUUCAUCUUGGCGGAGAAGUGAACAUCAGCUGUCAGAUCCCAGAAGAAAAGAAAAAUAUAUAUUUCUGCAAGGAAAAUGAUCUUAGGAUCUGCCAGAUAACGAGAGCCUCUGAAGAGCCACAAUUGACUUCUGAAGAGAGGGUUUUUAAUGUGAGCAUCAGAAAUGUGAAUGUCAGAGAUGCUGGAGUUUACUGGUGUGGAGCAGAAACCAGAGACACACACGUGACCUUCAUCUCCCUGACCACUAAAAUCCAGCUCAGCGUCAUCAGUGACGAUUUCACCAGGAUCAUCAUCAUUGUUAAUGUGUGCAUCACUGCGCUGUUGGCUGGUGGAUUCACUCUGGCUGUGUGUAAAUUAAGACACAAGACAACAGAAAAAACCUGUACAUCAGAGGUGGGAAUCAGGGAGACAAAUACAUCAUCAGACAGCCUGGAUCCUGAUCCUGGAUCAGCAGAAAUGAUCAGUCCUGAUGAAGGAUCUUCUGAUGGGCUUCAGUACACAUUCAUCACUUUCCAGAAGCAGCAAGAGUCUCUCAGUAAAGCUGCAGUCGCCUUAAAGACAAGUCGGGUUUACCCUGAUUACACCCUAGUCGUUUUACCACAGUAAACUAGACUAACUCACCCAUCACAGAUCAUCAUGGUACAGCAGUAGUUCUUCAUUUAUUAGUUGAUAUUUUGCUGUCGUGCACAGGUGGCUGAUCUGAAACUGUGUUUGGUUUGAUUGUCGUUCAGUUCAGUGUGUUGAAGUUUCACUGCUGCUCGUG